CGUCGCUAGUGUGCGCUAGUGUUUUAUUUUUUUAAUCGUGUUCCGCAAAAUUUAACAUGAAUGUAAUAUCGUUGACCGUUUGGACGUUAGAGAAUAAUUGUUUUAUAAUAUAUGCGGCCAUGAUAGUGUGUUUUAUCGCGUUUACAAUGUUCCACAAGAAUAGAAUGGAAGCGCAUUACAGCAGGACUGCAGCUAAAAAAAAAUUCGCGCCAACCGGCGGUGGAAGAGAGAGGGAUUAUCCUAAUGACGAAGAUGACCCGGACCUCUUAGUACCCGCUAUCUCAGAGGACACCCCUCACAUCCCCUACAGACCGCUGAAGUGGUCCGAUGACGUGGUCCUACAGAGGUCCCGCGAGUAUUACGAACUGAUGGCGAAGAGAAGAACUGUUAGAAGCUUUAGUAAUGAACCUAUCCCACAAGAAGUACUGGACAAUAUCGUAAAAACUGCAGGCACCUCACCAUCUGGAGCACACACCGAACCCUGGACCUUCAUAGUAGUCCAAGACCAGCAAACGAAAUCAGCAAUCAGAAGUAUUGUAGAAGAAGAGGAAGAUUUAAAUUACUCCAAGAGGAUGUCCAGACAAUGGGUGACGGAUCUCAAACCCUUCGCCACUAACGCCACAAAGCCAUAUUUGAGUGAUGCACCAGCUCUAAUCUUAGUCUUCCGACAGACUCACUCCUGGAGAGAAGACGGGAGGAAACGGAUGCAUUAUUAUAGUGAAAUUAGUGUAGCAAUUGCUGCUGGGAUUUUACUAGCUGCUAUUCAGUACUGCGGUCUCGUGGCUCUUACAUCGACACCUUUGAACUGCAACCUGCCGGUGGGAAAACCACACUCGGAAGCCACCGUUCCAGAUAUAGCGAGGAAAUCUUUAGAAGAAAUUAUGAUCAAAGUUUGAAGACUCUAGUUUUAAUUUUAUAGCGAAUUAGGAAUUUUUAUAUUUAAAGGAAUUGCUAGGUCUAUGAAUUCUUAUAUUUUAAUUUAAAUGUAAUCUUUGUAAUACCAAAAAUGCUUAAAAAAACACUGAUAUGCUCAAUUAACUAAAGCCAAUUUUGAUAACUGCACAAAAUCAAAGUAAUUGUUGCUUAGAUUCAAAAAGUUAUAUAAAACACAAUUUGUAUACUUUGAAUAAUAAAAACUU
Molecule: messenger RNA, 1139 nt
Organism: Papilio polytes (common Mormon)
Lineage: Eukaryota; Metazoa; Arthropoda; Insecta; Lepidoptera; Papilionidae
Gene: Iyd
Product: iodotyrosine dehalogenase 1
Exons: 5
Coding region: 57-896 (279 amino acids)
Molecular function (GO): oxidoreductase activity
Source: RefSeq, a predicted model, not a curated record